Nelumbo nucifera (sacred lotus) is the source of this 2197-nucleotide messenger RNA. RefSeq names its product pentatricopeptide repeat-containing protein At1g04840. Gene Ontology annotation, biological process: RNA modification. The record is from RefSeq and is a predicted model, not a curated record. NCBI's taxonomy places the organism in Eukaryota, Viridiplantae, Streptophyta, Magnoliopsida, Proteales, Nelumbonaceae. Gene Ontology annotation, molecular function: RNA binding; zinc ion binding; protein binding.
CAUGAGACCCCUUUCUUCUCUCUUCUUGGGAAAAACUACUCCGAUCGCUAGAAAGAAUAUUACCAGAGUCGCUGCUUCAAUCCAGCCAUCAGAAGAAGGCUUUGUUUCUCUCAUCCACGCUUCCAAAACUACCAGACAGCUCGAACAGAUCCAUGCCCAGCUUUUCAUUCACAACCUAUCGCAGAACAGUCGCCUCGUCACCCAGCUUAUAUCUACUUGUUCUUUAUUCAGAUCCAUAGAAUAUGCGCUUUCCAUCUUCAAUCAUUUCUCUCUUCCAAAUUUAUUUGUCUUUAAUUCAUUGAUUCGGGCCCUCUGCGAAAAUACCCAGUUUGAGAAAUCGAUCUACUGCUUUGUUUCCAUGUUACAGAUUAAUGUCCAACCCAACCGUCUCACCUUCCCAUUUGUCCUCAAAUCGGCCGCGUCAUUGCUUGCACAUGGGCUUGGAAGGUCUUUGCAUGCGCAGACCGUCAAGCUCGGUCUUGAACUUGACUCAUUCAUUCGGGUUUCUUUGGUCGACAUGUAUGUGAAAGUUGAUUAUUUGGAUUUCGCAUUACAGUUGUUUGAUGAAACUCCGGAAGGAAAUAAGUGUGCAAGUAUAUUACUAUGGAAUGUUUUGAUUAACGGGUAUUGUAAAGCUGGGGACGUGAAGAAAGCGAAUGAGAUUUUUGAGGCAAUGCCGGAGAGGAAUAUUGGUUCUUGGAAUAGUUUGAUCAAUGGGUUUAUGAGAAAGGGGGAUGUCAAGCAUGCGAGGGCGCUUUUUGAUCAGAUGCUGGAAAAGAAUGUGAUUUCUUGGACUACCAUGGUUUCCGGGUAUUCUCAAAAUGGGGACAAUGAACGGGCACUGGAUAUGUUUGAUAGAAUGCUGAAGCAGGGUGUGAGGCCUAAUGACCUUACGAUUGUCUCUGCACUAGCAGCUUGUGCAAGAAUCGGAGCUCUAGAAAUUGGAACUCGUAUCCAUAAUUAUGUUUCARGCAAUGGCUUCCGCUUAAACAGAGCACUAGGCACAGCUUUGGUGGAUAUGUAUGCAAAAUGUGGGAAGAUAGAGUAUGCAAGCAGGGUUUUUGGUGAGACAAAAGAGAAAGACCUUCUCACUUGGAGUGUUAUGAUUUCGGGUUGGGCAAUGCAUGGAUGCUCUGCGCAAGCUCUUCAGUGCUUUGAGGAUAUGAAAUCCACAGGAGUGAAACCGGAUGAAGUUGUUUUUCUGGCAAUUUUAACUGCUUGCUCCCACUCGGGCCUGGUGGAUCAAGGAUUUCACUUUUUCAACAGCAUGAGGUUUGACCAUUUGAUUGAGCCUACUGUGAAGCAUUACACAUGCAUGGUGGAUCUAUUUGGCCGGGCUGGUUGGCUGGAAGAAGCUUUGAAUUUCAUCGAGAAAAUGCCUAUUAAACCUGAUUUUGUGAUAUGGGGAGCACUUUUUUGUGCAUGUAGGGCCAACAAAAACAUUAAAAUGGCAGAAUUAGCAUCAGAGAAGCUCUUGCAGCUAGAACCUAAACACCCGGGAAGCUAUAUUUUCUUGUCCAAUAUUUAUGCUGGAGUUGGGAGAUGGGAUGAUUCAGAGAGUGUGAGAAUUGCGAUGAGGAAUAAGGGUAUUGAGAAACCUCCUGGAUGGAGUUACAUUGAGGUGGGAGGCAAAGUUCAUUAUUUUGUAGCAGGUGAUCAGACCCACAAGCAUACAAAAGAAAUUUAUGAGAAAUUGGAGGAGCUAACAAUCAAUGCAAGGGCACAAGGAUACUUGCCUGAUACAGAGUGGAUAUUCCAUAAUAUUGAGGAAGAAGAAAAGGAAGAUUCAUUGGGAAGUCAUAGUGAGAAGUUGGCCCUUUGCUUUGGGCUUAUUAGCACUCCUCCAGGGAUGGAAAUUAGGAUUGUUAAGAACCUUAGAGUCUGUGGGGAUUGCCAUUCUAUGAUGAAAUAUGCAAGUGAAAUGUGCCAUAGGGAGAUUAUUCUAAGAGACAUUAAGCGUUUUCACCAGUUCAAAGAAGGGCUAUGCACAUGUGGAGAUUACUGGUGAUACUUCCUUUCAUGGGUCCCCACAUUUUUGUUCAUGGAAAAUGACCAGUUUUAAUUAACAAUUUUAAGUUAAUGCUGAUAGUAUACUAGUGGAAAAAAUUCAUUUGGGCCAUUCAAAAAACAAAAUGAAAAAGAAAGAAACCCAGGUAUUCCCAAUAAAGGUUCUGAAGAUAAUGUACACAUUGAAGUA